GCAACCGGUAGAGCAAUGUUCGGUACAAACGAACACGGAGCUAUUUUGAAACAGUCCAGAGCAGGGAUGAAGAGGCCCAGGAGCCCCGGGCUGCUGGAGAAUGUCCUCCUGCCGAAGGCCGAGGAAGAGGAGGAGGACGAAGAAGAGGAGCGAGCCGCCCCUGGGCGGAGGCCUAAGCGGGAGAGGAGACAGAGCAGUGUGACUCUGUGUGAGGUGUGUAACAUCCAGCUUAAUUCAUUGGCCCAGGCCCAGAUCCACUACAACGGCAAGACUCACCAAAGAAGGCUUCGCCAGUUCAAUCUCGCCAAGGCCUCCAAUGCCACGCACACACACACAGACAGGUUGGCUGACAAUGUCACGAAAAUGAUGUGCGAGCUUCGAUGGGGCCUGAAGCUAUCCAUUGUUGUUAUUCUGAACUGUCAGAUAGCUAUCAACAAUGACAAGAAGCUGCCGUGUGGGAAAUCGUAG
Messenger RNA from Oncorhynchus masou masou (cherry salmon), 468 nucleotides. Its product is annotated as zinc finger matrin-type protein 3-like. Lineage: Eukaryota; Metazoa; Chordata; Actinopteri; Salmoniformes; Salmonidae. Bases 16 to 468 code for a protein of 150 amino acids. The transcript is spliced from 4 exons. Gene Ontology annotation, molecular function: zinc ion binding; nucleic acid binding. The record is from RefSeq and is a predicted model, not a curated record.